CCUCCUCCGCCUCGUCUUCCCCUUCCCCUUCCCCUUCCCCCCCUCCUCAUUCUCUCCCUUCUAGAACCUUCUGGAACCCGCCGGGAGAGGCGGCGACAUGUACGGCCUCCUUACCGCUCCCUGCCCCCGGGCCCCUCUGCUCCGCGCCUUCCCGAGCCCCGGCACCCGCGUCCUCCCAAAAACCCUAGCCUUCCCCUCGCCCCGCCUCCCCCGCGGCCUCCGCGCGUCCCGGCCGCCGCGCGCCACCGCGGAGGCAGCUACGUCGGUGUUGGGCGGGAUUCUUGCUGCCCCGCUCUCGACGCUGGAGGUCGGCCUGCGGAGCGUCAACCUCGCGCCGCUGCGGGCGCCCGUGGCAGCGGCGAUGUCGGCGGCGGUGCGGUGGCUGGGGGUCUACCGGGAGGUGCUUCUCGUCGGCGUGCUGCUCUCGUGGUUCCCCAACAUCCCCUGGGACCGCCAGCCCUUCUCCGCGCUGCGGGACCUCUGCGACCCCUUCCUCGCCCUCUGCCGUGAGGUCAUGCCGCCGGUGUUUGGGCGCAAGCUCGACCUCAGCCCGCUUGUCGCGUUCAUGGCCAUCGACAUCAUCAUUAUGAUCCUGCGCCCGCAGCCACGCAUGUGAUGACUCCCUUCAGCAAUGAAAAUAAGAUCCAUGUUGUCAUCUGUAUUUACAUCGUGGAAUGAUGUUGUAGGGAUUGGAGGAUGGUGGCUGGUAUGUCGAGCAUAGGCUAUUUUGGUCAUUAAAUGUCAAAGAGAGGUGCUGCCGAAUCCUACCAUGACACAAAGUGGUGGUUGAAUGGGUUAGAGUUGCAAGCUCACUAUAGUUAUCAUGAAGAUAGUGCAUUAUGAAUUAUUUCGCCAUGUCUGUAGACAAGUGUAGCUUCCUUGCUAAAACUUCUUCCAUUUACGGUAUUCAAUGAUUACGGUAGUAGUAUAUGUGCUAUCUGCAUAUUGUCAUAUGCAGUUUUGUUCUGUAACCCAUCCAGUCUCUCUACCAUACAAUUUGACAGUGUAGUUUGCAUGCCUUUUUUACGUGAUCCAGAGAAUUGGAUCUUAAGCGUGAAGACCCCUUUUGGAUUGAAGGAA
Messenger RNA from Phragmites australis (common reed), 1080 nucleotides. RefSeq names its product ylmG homolog protein 1-1, chloroplastic-like. Lineage: Eukaryota; Viridiplantae; Streptophyta; Magnoliopsida; Poales; Poaceae. The transcript has 2 exons. Gene Ontology annotation, biological process: chloroplast fission. The coding region runs from base 98 to 616 and encodes 172 amino acids. Gene Ontology annotation, cellular component: membrane. The record is from RefSeq and is a predicted model, not a curated record.